Anguilla anguilla (European eel) is the source of this 2474-nucleotide messenger RNA. Its product is annotated as acid-sensing ion channel 2-like. Gene Ontology annotation, molecular function: ligand-gated sodium channel activity. Bases 34 to 1725 code for a protein of 563 amino acids. Gene Ontology annotation, cellular component: membrane. The transcript has 10 exons. Lineage: Eukaryota; Metazoa; Chordata; Actinopteri; Anguilliformes; Anguillidae. The record is from RefSeq and is a predicted model, not a curated record. Gene Ontology annotation, biological process: sodium ion transmembrane transport.
UCCCCCCUCCGCCCCGCCCCGCCCUGGCUCUUCAUGUUGUGGGCCUGGUCCCUCCAGACCGGGCUGGGGGAUGACCUUUUCUCCGCUGCAUUAGGAGCGCUGCUGGCCGGCAUGGCCCUGGAAGGGCCCCGCUGCCCCCGACGUGGGUCCCCCGGGGGGGCUCUGGCCGGGAGGAGGAUGAGGGGGCGUGGCCGGCGGGCGGUCCGCGGGACCGGCCGGGCCACGGCGGCCUUCGCGGCCAGGACGCACCUCCACGGGCUGAGGCAGGUGUGCUCGCCGGGGUCCUCGCCCCGGCGCCGCGUCCUCUGGCUGCUGGCCGUCUGCGCCUGCCUGGGCCUCCUGCUCUCCUGGUCCUCCAACCGCUUGCUCUACUGGCUCUCCUACCCCACCUACACCAAGGUGCACAUGGAGUGGGCCAAGGAGCUGGCUUUCCCCACCGUCACCGUCUGCAACAACAACCCCGUGCGCCUCUACCGGCUCACCAAGAGCGACCUGUACUUCGCCGGACACUGGCUGGGCCUCCUCAUGGCCAACCGGACCGCCCGUCCCAUGGUCUCCGACCUGGUGCAGGAGGACCGGCGCGCCUGGUUCCAGAGGCUGUCCGACUUCCGCCUCUUCCUGCCCCCGCGGCACUUCGAGGGGACCAGCCGGGACUUCCUGGAUCGGCUCGGCCACCAGCUGGACGACAUGCUGCUGUCCUGCAAGUACCGCGGGGACGAGUGCGGGCCCCAGAACUUCUCCACCGUCUUCACCAGGUACGGGAAGUGCUACAUGUUCAACGCGGCGGAGGAAGGGAAGACGCUCCGCACCACGGUGAAGGGGGGCACGGGGAACGGGCUGGAGAUCAUGCUGGACAUCCAGCAGGACGAGUACCUGCCCGUCUGGGGCGAGACAGAGGAGACCGCGUUCGAGGCAGGGGUCAGAGUUCAGAUCCACAGCCAGGCCGAGCCCCCUUUCGUCCACGAGCUGGGAUUCGGAGUGGCCCCGGGAUUUCAGACCUUCGUCGCGACGCAGGAGCAGAGGCUGACGUACCUGCCCCCGCCGUGGGGGGAGUGCCAGUCGAAGGCCCCGGACUCGGGCUUCUUCCCGGUCUACAGCGUGACGGCGUGCCGCAUCGACUGCGAGACGCGCUACAUCGUGGAGAACUGCAACUGCCGCAUGGUGCACAUGCCAGGCGACUCUCCCUUCUGCACUCCGGAGCAGUACAAGGACUGCGCCGAGCCUGCCUUGGCGACGUUGUCGGAGGAGAACAACAACUGCCUCUGCCGGACUCCGUGCAACACCACGCGCUACAACAAGGAGCUCUCCAUGGUGAAGAUCCCCAGCAAGACCUCGGCUCGGUACCUGGAGAAGAAGUUCAACAAAUCCGAGAAGUACAUAUCGGACAACAUCCUGGUCCUGGAUGUGUUUUUUGAGGCCCUCAACUACGAGACCAUAGAACAGAAGAAGGCCUACGAAGUGGCGGGUUUACUGGGCGACAUCGGUGGCCAGAUGGGACUGUUCAUCGGCGCCAGCAUCCUGACGAUACUGGAGGUGUUCGACUACGCCUACGAGGUGAUGAAGGAGAGGCUGCUGGAGCUGAUGUGCAGAGAGGAUGAGGAAGGUAGUCACGGGGAGGACGUGAGCACCUGCGAUCCAGUGGGGAAUCACUCGGAAGGCAUCAGCCACACUGUGAGCGUCCCCCUGCAGUCCACGCUGGGAACGCUGGAGGAGAUCGCCUGCUAAUGACCAGGCCAGCGCCUCCUCCGCGCGCUCCCCCCUGACCGGGACGGAGAUCACAGGAACGCGGGGGGGUGGGUGGGGUGGAGGGGGGGAGGAGCCGACCCGCCCCCCCCCCCCCCCUUUCAACAGACUGCACCGUCUCCUCGGAGCGGAAGCCCUUCGAGGCACAGCCGAAUCAAAGACAUGCGCCCCGGCGUGUGCCGUCCUACACCGCACACAGCACAACGUCGGAGCGCGAGACCCCGCCUCCCGGACUCGAGCGCGGCCUUCUUUUCCGGCGGUCGAGCAAGAGCCCUCCCGCUCUCUCUCCGUCCCGCGGAGAGGUCCGCCGCGACGAAGCGGCUCGAUCGGCCGAAAGGACGCGCGUCUGUAUAUAAGAUUUGUGUACACCAGUCGCUCUGUAACGUCUGUUCACGGUCUACUGCCAAAUUGUACAUUGUCAAACCGUUCUAUUUGCAUGUGGGUUCUUUGGAUACCGUUCUUUUUAAUGACGCUGCUUACUUUUGCGCUGUUUCUCUCUCUCUCUCUGUCUCUCUCUCUCUCUCUCUCUCUGUCUCUCGCUCUCUGUAUGGCUUGUAAGGCGGGGUUCGUUCCGGGCCCGGCUCUUUGACGAGGUCGCCGCCCGCGACUGUUGCACCCUGGGACGGCUUUCUUUGUUAAUUAAAAAUGUGUGUGCGAUGAGCUCUCUCUGUGUGCGCGUUACUGGCUGCGCUCGUUUAUAAUUUUGUCUAAUAAAUAAUUGGUCUACUGUA